UCCAGGACACGUGCGAUGUCUAUGAGAAGCCUCCAUCGUCGUGUCUCUCAUCCUUGCCAUGGAAAUGAGCAUCGGCAUUCCGGAAAGCAUGAAAAGUGUUCAUUACAGAAGCUCGAAUCCUCCUGGCCAUUUUCCCUGGAGGGCGAAGGAGGUGGCGUGGGUGGUCGUGCCGCAUCUGGAGGUGGCAGACGAGCCCCAAGUCUUCGUCUGGUGAACGGCAGGGCGACCACCGGGGUUGGCCUGCACACCAGCAGCACCGAGUCCGUCCGUUCACCCCAUCAUCAUCUUAGCCAGCAACACAGUAACAAUAACAACUGUUAUGGUGGUAAUAAUGUCUCCUCCAAUAAUCAUCCAAGAUUAAAUAAGGAUGACAGCAUCAAAAUCAGCAUCGAAAACACUAACACUUGUACUGAUAGCCUCGUCACAGCGCUAGACGACGAGACUCUCCUUAUUACCGAUUUCCUUAACGAUACAGGCAACGAAAUGAAUUACAAAGGAAGCGGUAAGGUCCACUUUGGGGUGGACGACGUGUCCCUCUAUGGAACGCCGAAGGAGGAAUUGGGCCCGGGACUUCCGGGCCAGGAGGUUAAGCAAAGUUUCUUAAAAAAUCAACUGCAAGCGUUGUUCCAACCAACAGACAACAAGCUUGCAAUGAAACUCUUCGGCAGCAAGAAGGCCCUUAUGAAGGAACGAAUCAGACAGAAGGCCGCAGGUCACUGGGUCAUACAUCCUUGCUCCAGUUUCCGAUUUUAUUGGGACCUUUGUAUGUUGCUGUUACUCGUAGCAAACCUAAUAAUUCUGCCAGUUGCUAUUAGUUUUUUCAACGAUGAUCUAAGCACCCGAUGGAUAGCCUUCAACUGCCUUUCGGAUACGAUAUUUCUGAUAGAUAUUGUCGUAAACUUCAGAACGGGGAUAAUGCAGCAAGACAAUGCAGAGCAAGUGAUACUGGACCCGAAAUUGAUAGCGAAACACUACCUCAGGACUUGGUUCUUUCUUGACCUCAUCUCCUCUAUACCACUAGACUACAUUUUUCUCAUAUUUAAUCAAUUUCAGGAUUUUAGCGAGUCAUUCCAGAUUUUACAUGCUGGACGUGCACUUAGAAUUCUCAGAUUAGCGAAACUUCUGUCGCUCGUAAGACUGCUGCGAUUAUCAAGACUUGUGCGAUACGUUUCGCAAUGGGAAGAGGUCUAUAUCCCCCUAUACCAACAGCCGGAGAGGCACUACGAGCGACGGGCUACACCGCCCCAACCAGACCGAACCAGCAAGAUAUUGCAGAACCUACAAAAAAAACGCACUGAGCGGAGGGGGCGCCUAAGCUCUGACAAUACGAAUAAAAAGAAGUCCGGUUUCAACAAAAGCGACCUUAUUUUUAAGUUCCUGAAUAUGGCGUCGGUGUUCAUGCGAAUAUUCAAUCUAAUCUGUAUGAUGCUAUUGAUCGGCCACUGGAGUGGUUGUCUUCAAUUCCUUGUUCCUAUGCUUCAAGGAUUCCCUAGUAAUUCUUGGGUAGCAAUUAAUGAACUGCAGAACUCAUUCUGGUUGGAGCAAUAUUCGUGGGCUUUGUUCAAAGCAAUGUCCCAUAUGUUAUGUAUAGGAUAUGGCAGGUUUCCACCGCAGUCGUUGACCGAUAUGUGGCUCACGAUGCUCAGUAUGAUCAGUGGUGCUACGUGUUAUGCACUUUUCCUUGGUCAUGCUACAAAUCUCAUCCAGUCACUUGACUCUUCAAGAAGGCAAUAUCGUGAGAAGGUCAAGCAAGUUGAAGAGUACAUGGCGUACCGAAAACUACCACGAGAAAUGCGUCAGCGAAUAACGGAGUACUUCGAGCAUCGCUACCAAGGCAAAUUCUUCGACGAGGAACUCAUUCUGGGAGAACUUUCAGAAAAACUCAGAGAGGAUGUGAUAAAUUACAACUGCAGAUCUCUGGUAGCCUCAGUACCCUUUUUUGCUAAUGCAGAUUCAAAUUUUGUCUCUGACGUAGUCACAAAACUGAGAUAUGAAGUCUUCCAACCAGGUGACAUCAUUAUAAAAGAAGGAACGAUAGGCUCCAAGAUGUAUUUUAUUCAGGAAGGAAUAGUUGACAUUGUAAUGGCCAAUGGUGAAGUAGCAACUUCUUUAUCAGACGGAUCGUAUUUUGGAGAAAUUUGUUUACUGACAAAUGCAAGACGUGUUGCUUCAGUCAGAGCUGAAACAUACUGCAAUCUUUUCAGCCUCUCAGUGGACCAUUUUAACGCAGUCCUGGACCAAUAUCCGCUUAUGCGUAGAACUAUGGAAAGCGUUGCCGCCGAGAGGUAUAAACUUUGGUUGAAUAAAAUCGGCAAAAAUCCAAAUUUGGUGGCACAUCGAGAAGAAGAUCUUGGCAGUGAAUCUAAGACGAUAAAUGCUGUUGUCAAUGCACUCGCUGAGCAAGCGGCGCAUGCCAGUGCGAGUGAAGAAUCGGUACACAGUUUAGAACUUAGAACACUUCCAACUGGGUUAUUGCCAAGGCCAAAAUCGGAGAAUAAUUUCGCGAGUCAAGAUUUACAAAGAGAGGACCGCAGAAUCUUCCACAAAAGUGACACCUUCCACAAGGACUCGUAUCAAUGACGAUACUCGUCUUACUAGCAUCAGGAGAGGUUUUGAGGGCCAAUCGUAGGUCUGUCUAUAAACUUCAAUUCUUCUCUAUGCUACAGAAAUUCUGGCCAUGUGUUAACACAACAGAAACUGCGAGUAUUAUGCUCUCUACAUUUAGAUAAUUUGGCACUCAGCUUACACUUUGAUACAAAGAAGAAAACAGAAUAGUCGUGCCAGUUCAAGUUACUUUAAAGCUCAUUUUUUCGAUUAAAAAACUUUUGGAGAAGUAAGAGAAAACAUCAUAAACUUUUUCUAUAUUUUACGAGCUUCGUAAACGACUCUACUCAUCUCCAAUACUUUAAAUCAGUAAAUUUUUCAUGAAAUGGUCCCACUAAGGCCAACGAUCGAUGAGAUAUGCACGAACUAUUAAAUGACAAUUGACAAUGUAAAGACAUUAAAUCAAGAUAAGUAAGUGGUGAAAAAAAAUGACCCAAAGACUAUGUUAUGUUGUUGAGAGUUCUUUGGGUCAGGAUUACGAAUAAAAAAUGAUAAGUGAAUAUAAUAUUGAUAAGUGUAUGUAAACAAUUAAGAAAGAGAAGCUAUCUUUUUACUAGAUUAAUAAAUGAAAUGCAAUGUACUAUAAUAAAAUAUAAAUAGUACACAAAUAUGAUAUAGUAAUUGUUAUAAUAAUAGAUUAUUACAAUAAUGAUUAUCACUACCGCAUUAUUAGGAAAUUAUAGAAACAAUUAAUUACAGAAAAACAGUUGUAUAUAUAAAAGCCGUAAAAGUUUAUAUAAUGUCGCAAAUUUUAAACAGAGCGAUGAGAAUGCAAAGUUAAUAAUGAUGAUAUUUUAUUGAUUGUAUUAUCAAAUCGUUUUCCUUCGUGUAAUAAUAUUAUUACUAUCCUGUAUUAUUAUUAUGAUAAUUAUUUAUAUUAUCGUUAUUAUUUAAAUGGAAUCGUUAUUAGCGAGUAGACAGUGCCUAGAGUCGUAAACGACAUUGUUUCCUCAUUUAAUUUUUAAAGCCUAAUGAAAUAAAGUAUUUAGGAAAGUCAAUGACUUAUCGGUUGAUCGCCAGUUAAAUUAUUAAGUACCUAUGCAUACAUGUAAAUAAAACAACUCAAUUCAAUGUAGAAAUAAAAACCGUGAACACAAUGUAAUAUAGGUAUUUCAGAUUCGCACAAAAAAUUCGCGCGUAUUCGUAUGAAACAUCACGGAAUAAUGAAGCGAUUAAGACCGGAAAUAUUUUUUUUAAAUAAUUAAGAUAAAAUAUAUCGUUAUGUUGCACAAUUUGGCUUCUGUUAGGAAUGCAACAUUAGAAAAUUAUAUUAUAUAUUAAUGAAACAGCUAUUAUUAUUGCUAUUCUGAUGUAUAAAAAACCGAUAAAACAAAAAGUAUUAAACAAGUGUUAAAUAUCAUGAUCAUUUUUAUCAACAUGUUAGACGAUAUCAGAUAUUAUGACAUUAUACACGGAGGUGCUUUGUUAAGUAAUUUGGUUAAAAUAUAUUUGUUUUGUUAAUAAUUCUAUUUCGUUAAUUUUAUGGAAAAAUGUUUAAUGGUAAAUUUUAUAAAAAUUUUUUUAUACAAAAUUA
This is a messenger RNA of Chelonus insularis, 4138 nucleotides long. It is a transcript of the gene Ih, whose product is annotated as hyperpolarization activated cyclic nucleotide gated potassium channel Ih. The transcript is spliced from 16 exons. Gene Ontology annotation, cellular component: membrane; HCN channel complex. NCBI's taxonomy places the organism in Eukaryota, Metazoa, Arthropoda, Insecta, Hymenoptera, Braconidae. Gene Ontology annotation, molecular function: voltage-gated potassium channel activity. Bases 16 to 2580 code for a protein of 854 amino acids. The record is from RefSeq and is a predicted model, not a curated record. Gene Ontology annotation, biological process: sodium ion transmembrane transport; regulation of membrane depolarization; potassium ion transmembrane transport.